Messenger RNA from Trachymyrmex cornetzi, 1476 nucleotides. RefSeq names its product transcription factor giant (gene gt). The record is from RefSeq and is a predicted model, not a curated record. Gene Ontology annotation, biological process: regulation of transcription by RNA polymerase II. Lineage: Eukaryota; Metazoa; Arthropoda; Insecta; Hymenoptera; Formicidae. The coding region runs from base 78 to 1067 and encodes 329 amino acids. The transcript is spliced from 2 exons. Gene Ontology annotation, cellular component: nucleus. Gene Ontology annotation, molecular function: DNA-binding transcription factor activity, RNA polymerase II-specific; RNA polymerase II cis-regulatory region sequence-specific DNA binding.
GAGCAUAUUGACAGUGUUGUACUAUCAGUGGUUUCAAUGUAACCUUGGAUUAAGCUUGGAUUAUUAGCUAAAUAUAAAUGAUGAUGAUGGAAAACUAUUACAAAGGACAUAAUGGAAGUCGUUUUGGACAUUCAUUUGAGCAAAAAGACAACUCAGACUUUAAUACGUUGGUUCUGGAUUUAUCACGCAAGAAGCACGUGACGUCUACAUUAUCCGAAGUCGGAAUAAUUCAACCCAUUGGCUUAUCGCAAACUUUAUCUUCAGCAAAGGAGCAAAAAUAUCAAGAAAUACAUUUUCUAGAUGAAAAUACACAGACUCCUAUCGCAGGCAGUAGUGCCAUGCUAUCACCAUAUUCCGAAUCAAAUUCACCGAAAAAGAUGAAGACUGAUUCUGUAGACUAUCAUGAAAAUAGUAACCAAUUGAAACUUACUGUGCCAUUAACAAAUACGCAUAAUAUUACUCCAGGAGUAACAAUGGUAACGCCUCAGCAGCCAUCGCUACUUGCAUUCCCGAACGAAGCCACGAAUAUUCCCGUAGUAUCGAAAAUAUAUUUACCGUAUAUAGAAACACCACAAUCUUUUAUAACGAAUAAUGAGAUCAGAAAAAUCGUUUCCAUGCCAACAGAAUGCUCGACGUCGGAUAUGAAACUAUCAACGUCUUCGGAGAAGAAAACGCCAAGACCUUUUAAGGCAUACCCAAACAAUUUUUUGACUGUUGUUAACACUGUUGAUCAUAAUUCGAAUGAGAACUAUGCAAAGUUCCGUCAGAUGAUACUUGAAAACGUACAAAAAAUGAACAAAAAUACAUCGAAUCCUAAAAUGCGUCGAACACCUAGGUCUGUUAGCAGUCCUGGAUUGCCUACUAGUACCGUCGAUGAGAAAGAUGCUAUUUAUUGGGAAAGAAGAAAAAAAAAUAAUGAAGCAGCGAAACGUUCUAGAGAUGCUCGAAGGGCUAAGGAAGACGAGCUCGCAAUUCGAACGAGUUUCCUCGAAUACGAGAAUGCGCAACUGAGGAUGGAAGUACAGAGACUCAAGAUGGAAGCAGAAAGACAUAUUUAUUUACAAUAAUUUGUAUUAAAAUAAUUUGAUUAGUUGUGAAUUAUUAUUACGGCAUGUGAUAUCUAGGCUGCGUUCCACUCAACAUUCGCAACGCUUUUUGUAAUGCAAAUUAAUACGGAUUAAAAUUUAAUAUGUAAAAUUGUUAAAGUAUUUGAUUUGUGCAAACAGAGAUAUUAAAAAUGUCGAGCAUCGUUUGUCCUUGUUUAACAUUUGAUAAAUGACAAGGAUGAAAUGAUUUCACGAGCGUUGUGUUAAGUGGAACACAGCCCUAGUAUACAAUAACGGAUUUACGCCGAAUUUCUUCAUUUCUAGAUAAAUUGCGAGUAACUUUAUCCAGGAGAUAUCCCAUUGUAAAUCUGAAAAAAUUUAUGGAUAAAAUUAUCUAGAGGUGAAAAAAUUGGGUAUUAACAUGAUGCAG